AUGGCCACCAGCACGAUUCAACCACAGCCGUUGACUGCACCUCUAAACGAGGACGCCAUCGCAUCUCUUCAGGCUCUGGCCAAAGACAGAACCCUGACUACAAAACUAGCGAAGUAUCUCAAAGACGCCUCCGAUCAUCUUGCCCAGACGGUCGACCAACUCAACGAGAUAGGCUAUGACCGACGCAUCAGACAUGACAGACACCGAAAGCGACGGAACGGAAACGAUGGAGGCCACGACGAUGCUGAUCGGGAGUUUGAAGAGUUCCAAAGCAAAGUAGACACUCUCACGAACAAAAUGGACAUGAGCAUUCGCGCGAUAGUAGACAAUCAGAUUUGGCUAGAAGAUCUACCCAACGCGAUCAAGGAGGCGGCAGGGAGAGCAGAACUAUCGUCCACGCAGACGCAGCAAUCAUACAAUCCCACACCUCUCUCUACUCGGCGCACCGUACCUGACGACGACGACGAGGAAGAAGAUGAUGAUGACGACGAAGACCAUCCACCCCGAACCCGAAACCGAAACUCGACGGCCCAAUCCGCUCCUCACGCAGCCGAUGUGCCGCACGUUCUGCUCUCCGCGGCCCUCCAGAAACAACAACGAGAGUGGUCCAGCAAGACUCCCACCGAGAAGUACGCGCACCACAAUUUCUACGCGGGCUUCAAACGCAUGCUCUACGACGCCCUGCACCCAGGCGAGGAGCAACCGCCCAUGCCUGACCCCGGUCUCUGGUUCGCCGCCGAGGAAGGCCGUGACAUCCUCCUCUCCCAACGGGUCCGCCGCGGCGGUGACGACUCCGAGGAGAGCGAUGUCGAAAUCGCCCGAGAGACAACCCGGAUCAAAUGUCCCAUCACCCUUCUUCCGUUCCAAGACCCCGUCACGUCCGAAAAGUGCAAACACUCGUACGAAAAGGAAGCCAUCUUCGGCAUGCUCCGCACUUCGCGGGAAUACGCACUUCUGGGGGCCGACCAGCUGCGCGAACUAAGCCAGAUCCCCAACCGGGUGGAACGGUCACGUCGCGAGCGGGAAAUGCAGAUUCGCACAGUCAAGUGCCCCGAAUGCAAUGUCCCGCUCACCGAGGACGAUCUCCAACCGAACCUGGCCCUGAAGCGCCGGGUGCAGAGACACCUCGCUCUCCUGGCCAAGAAGAACCGCGACGAGACAGCGACGAGCGACGUCGACGAUGACGACGAAGAUGGAGACGGACCAGGCGUCCGUGGAGCGCGACAAGGCACGCUUCGAAGACCUGUCGGUCUCGGGUCGAGCCCCGUGGUUGCGUCUACUGCGAAGAGCAAGAAACAGUUCAAGGCAGAGAGACUCUCCGGCGUUGGUGGUCGACGAGACCCGGGUAGUGCAAACCUACACGGAGAAGACGACGAAGACGAUGACGACGACGAUGAUGAAGGUGAGGGUAGUGGCAGUAGUAGACUAUUGCCUGGGACCCCGUCGAGAAAUCAAUUGCCAGAUUCGACCAUGACGACGACCAUUCUUGAGCUGGGUGACGAUGAUUGA
Molecule: messenger RNA, 1509 nt
Organism: Exophiala spinifera
Lineage: Eukaryota; Fungi; Ascomycota; Eurotiomycetes; Chaetothyriales; Herpotrichiellaceae
Exons: 1
Coding region: 1-1509 (502 amino acids)
Biological process (GO): protein sumoylation; double-strand break repair via homologous recombination; protein ubiquitination
Cellular component (GO): nucleus; Smc5-Smc6 complex
Molecular function (GO): SUMO ligase activity; zinc ion binding; ubiquitin-protein transferase activity
Source: RefSeq, a predicted model, not a curated record